AUGCCGUUCCGUUGCCCACGAUGCGGGGACCGCACCAGAUUCAGGACCCUGUCAUCCCUGAGAGCCCAUCUGGAAUACAGCCACAGUUACGAAGAUCGGAGCCUUCUGGCAAAAUGCAACCUCUUUUCUUCCCUCAGAGACGCAGACCUGAUCUCUUCUUCCGAGCCCCUGACGCCAGGGAUGCUUGGCGAUGGCCCCGGUGUCAUGAAACCAAAGACGUCCUAUCUCAACUUCUGCGACACGGCCCGGGAGAACACCAGGAACAGGAAGCCAUUGGAGGCAGAAGCGGAAAGGCCUGCGUCUCUGGGGUCAAAUUACACGUCAGGGGAAUCCGCCGACGAGCCGAUUUCUAAGCCAGGGUUGGCGACAAGUGACUCGAAAGCCUCCUUCGAGGCCCACGUGAGAGAGAAGUUCAACCGGAUGGUGGAGGCGGUGGACAAAACGAUCGAGAAGAGGAUCGACAAGCUUACCAAAGAGCUGUCCCAAAAGACGGCCGAGCUCUUGGAGGUUCGGGCAGCUUUUGUGCAGCUUUCUCAGAAGAAGCAGGAAGUCCAGAGGCGGGAGAGGGCCCUCAACAGGCAAGUGGACGUGGCGGUGGAGAUGAUCGCGGUGCUGAAGCAGCGGCUUACGGAGUCAGAGGAGGAGCUCCACAGGAAGGAAGAGUAAGUGGGAGGAUGGGGAGAAGGACGACAGCGAGGGGGAACCGCAGGUCUAGGAGGUCAAAUGUGGCCUUUCUAGCUGGCCCUCAGAAUCCUCCUCAGGCCACACACUCUCCUGAGCCACACCCUUCGCUGGCCAUGGUUUGCAAACUCCUCCAGUGUUUUCGUUUGACUAGAUUGGGUCCUUGAACUCUGAUAAUGCUUCUUGUGUGUCUGGAUUGAGGAUAGGGAGGGCUGUGUGAAUGUGUAUGGAAAGUAACCCAGACCCUCCAAGUGCCCCUAUUUUCCAGGAGCAGCCCCGGAUUUACAGAAGCCACCCUGGUUUCUGAUUUGAUCCCAGAAUGCCCUGCUUUUCCUUAGGAUUUCCCUAGUUUCAUUGGAGAAAUGUUGGAGGGUAUGGAGUUAUCCGACCCCUGAGCCAUCUGAAGGCAGCCCUGUAUAGGGAAGUUUUUUAAUGCUUCAUGUUUUAUUAUAUUUUUAUAUAUGUUGGAAGCCGCCCAGGGUGGCUGGGGCAACCCCGUCAGAUGGGUGGGGUAUAAAUAGUAAAAGAUUAAUAAUAAUAGGGUUGUCCUAUUAUUAUUAUUAUUAUUAUUAUAUAGGACAUCCCUAUUUUCAUUGGAGGAAUGUUGAAGUGUAUGGUCACCUAUUGUACAGUGGUAGAAAAUGCAUUUAUUGCAUUGCCCACUUUUGCUCUGGGCGCCGCAGUGUGGCCCUCAACCUCUGAAGUAGCAUAAUUCGUGUCAUUCCUGUCUGUCACAGGAGUUUGGGGUGAGGUUGUUGUAGGAAGACUUGCGAGGCAAGGUAUGGUAGAGGAAGGCCAGUAUUCACUGGUGUCUGGUCCAUUAGGGUGAGUGAGGCACUGGCCCAUGGACCUCAAUCUGCCCUCAGACAGCUCCCACUUCCCUGCCUUCUUACCAACAACCAAGAAAUUCUACACACAUAAUCUUUUGUGACACAGAUGAGAGCAAGAACCUUCCUGUGUAGCUUGUACUUCACAUGUGCAUGAGAGCCCGUAGGAGUGCAGAUCACACCUGGACUUCUUUAUGCACAGAAUUUGGCUGUUUACAUGUCUAUCGGCUAAUACAUUUAUUCUUUCUGUAAUGGAUAGGGAACCUGUGGUUCUUCUGAAAUUGCUGGCAUUUCCAACUCUUGUUAUUCCCGGCCAUUGGCCAUUUUGGCAGGGGCUGAUGGGAACUGAAGUCCAAAAACUUCAGGAGGGCCACAGGUUUCCCACCAAUGUUUCACUAUAUGUCUGCUCCCCAUCUCUUUCACACCUGUGUCUUCUUUUCUCCACAACCCAGUGGGCACCUAGCUUCUUUAGAAAGCAUACGAUUUCUGCCUUGAAGCAUAGGCCCAUUGAUUUUAGAUGCGAAGAAGGCACGCAUCAGGGUAUACUAAUUCAUGCAUCAUCCAAGCAAUCCAAAUUUAUUAGAUGGAUCUUUUAAACUGGCUGUGCAAUAAGGGUAAAGACAUUUAUGCUCUCAUGGCAUCUGGUAAGAUUACUUAUACAGGAAGGUGCUACUCUAUAAAUAAGGGUAUGUGCUUUAGCUUCAGAACUGGAGGUAAAGACAUAAAUGUCUUGUUUUCAAGUACCCCCUUCCCACCCUCAGUUCAUUGGAAAGUAAGUGGUGCAAACAGCAUUUGAGGGGAUCGUCUCUUGGAAGGAGUCAUAAUCUGGUUUCCUGCUGGCUUUCAUAGCAGAUACCGAAUAUAUUUUGGCAGUUCCAGCUCAUCUAAAAAUACUUUCAUGUUGCAUUCAUUAAAAAUGUAGUAAUUGCCAAUACAUUAUUUAUAUGUGAACUACUUAAGACUGCAGUCCUCAGAUUGCCCACUCUCUGAUGUUCCUCAUCAACACCAGUAGAAGGAAUAUGGAGCAAAUGGUUGAAAGACUGCGGUCUUGGUUAGCACUCUUAGACACCCUUCAAGCAAUUCAAAAUACCUGAAUAUUUUCAAAUUAAAUGUACGGUGCUGCUGUUGUUAAAAUUAGCUAGCCCUAUAGCUCAGAUGUUUAAGACAGCAAUCCUAAAUGUGCCAACUAGUAAGUUAGGCUGCAGUUCUAUAUGCAAUACUAGGGACGUUCACGGUCUCCAAGAUACCUGUGCUAUUUUAAAAAUCCCAAUAUACUUCCAAGUCACACUGUGCUCUCUCUGCUUUGAUUUAUGCUUCAUGCUCUGAGCCACUCUGUAAAACGAAGCUGUAUGUGCCCCAUUCACUAUAAUGGGGGAAAUCUAAAAAUGUCCAUAAAUUCCCCCUCUUUGGGCCAAAGUGGAUGGAAUCCACUGGUGUCUCUUCAGAGUGGAUAAGCCUGACAAAUUGCAGAAAUAUAGGUUAGGGAGCUUUUUGCUGGGAAGGUAAAAGGAUUCACAUUUCUAAUACUUAUUAUGCCAAUUAAAGCUCAAAAAUCUGUAUUGGUUUCCUUUUUUUAAGGGGGUGUUCUUUAUUCAUUUUAAAAAUUCCUAGCUUGCCCUCCAUUAGUACCAACACCAGCGCAGGAUAAGACAUAAGAUAUAUUAUAUAGCAUCAUGAAAAAUUCUUAGAAACAGCUAGCAAACAACCAACCACAAUGAGUUUCCACGCACGCCUAGAGCCAACCUGAUUUUUUAAUCUUAUAUUGGAGUUCUCCAUCCUCUUCCCAGUUUGCCUCAAUUGAAGAUGUGGGCCUUCAGAUGUUGCUGGACUCCAAUUCCCAUCAGGCCUAGUCAGCAUUGCCAACUGUCAGGGAUGAUGGAAAUUGUAGUCCAAGAACGUCAGAAGAGCCAGAGGUUCCCCACACUUAACGUGUUAAAGAAUGGCCUUGUUUUUCAGACAAAGUCCUGCAGGGGACAAGAGAAGAAGAAGUCGAUAUGUUUCUCUUCUCAGGGAAUGCUGCAAACUCAUGAAGCUGAGCAAACUGUGUACCAUGAAGGUUAUUUAUUCCCUUUUGGCCUUUGGUUGCCUGCCUUGUGCUUGCACUGCGCUGGUGUUUUGGGACUGCCCUCUGUGAGGAAACCCAUGGAGAAUCCAAAACCCAUACAGCUCCGCUCCUAACAGCUUGUUGUGUGGAUACGACAUCCCAGAAUGCAUUGCAUAAGGCUGGAGCCACAUUCAUCUUUUGUCACAGGUCUUGUAAAGAGCAAGAGGGAGUUGAAACCAACAGCCUAAGAUAGAUAGAGUGCAGCUGAGAUAAGAAGAAAGAAUGGCAACAAAUGGGAAUGCUAGUGAAGCCCUUUAUAUUGUGGCAGCAACAUAUGUGGGCCUUUGGACAGAUAAAUAAUAAUAAUUAUCACUGUUAUUGUAUUUAUAUGCUGUUUCCCGGCCACUCACUCAGCCACUCUCAAAGAAGCUUACAGUCAGCAAAAUACAUUCCCAACCUUUGGAGAGAUUACUGUUCAACAUAGGACAGGAGGGAGAAAGGCAGGAAAAGAGAGUUGCACAUUCAGUUGUAUAUGCAUGGCUUGGCUGUCUCUGAACAACUGGCAUAUUUACUGGCAUAUUUGCCCAGUGAGGGUACAGAGAAGUCAGUUCUGCUCCAAGCAAAUUGGUCUCUUGGGUGUCUGUGCGUGCAUUCUGGGAUUGCUACAAAACAAUUCACUUUUUCUUCCAUAUAUCACUGCAAAGAUCAGUAUUAACACACACAAACACAUAAAUCAAUCAAUCAAUCAAUCAAUCAAUCAAUCAAUCACCAGCCCCCUUUUUAAAAGGAAAACAGUCUUUCAGAGGCAUCUCUUCUACCACACUGAGGCCGCAUUCCCACAACACAUUUAAAGCACUGUGAUACCACUUUAAGCAGCCUUCCCCACAAAGAAUUUUGGGAACUGUAGUAUGUUAAAGGUGCUGAGAGUUGUUGGGAACCCCUGUUCCCUUCCCAGAACUACAGUUCCCAGAGUUCCCUAGGAAGAGGGAUCGAUUGUUAAACCACUCAUGAGAAUUACAACUCUGGGGGCUGAAUAGGAGUCUCCUAACAGCUCUCAGUAUCUAUAACAGCCUACAGCUCCCAGAAUUCUUUGGGGGAAUCCGUGAGUGUUUCAAGUGUAUCAUAGUGCUUUAAAUGUAUAGUGCAGAUGUGGUUUGAGUAUGUUCUUGGUUAUGUUCCUCAAGACAUAAUGGGGUUUUUGUUCAGUUUUGCAUUCUAGUGGGAAUGCUUAUUAACUUCAGCUGGAUUUUGUUGCUGAACCUCCUGCUAAUUCUCUAGAAGAGGAAUCAAGAUAUUGCUGAACACUUGGAAUGGAUUUUGUUGAUUAAUUGGGUUCUCAUUGUUGCACCUCUUACUUGGUUCAGCUUUUGCUAAUGAUGCUCACACUCUAAACAACUGCAUAAUGUCAUCAUAAAAUCCUUUGAAACCAUCUCUCACUUCAAGAAAGGCCCCAUUCUAGAGGAGUGCCUGGGUCCCAUUAAGGAGACUUUCCGUGCACAUUUAAGCAUUCAGAUUCCACAAAAUUCAGCAGGAAAAGCAAAGAGAAGCUCCUCUGGAAUGGGAAAACUCUAAUUGCAGGCUUAAGAUGCCUCUCAGGUGCCAGAGGUUGUAUUUCCCAUUUUCAAACAGGGGGCAAAUUAUUGUGGCACAAAAUAAAUAAGCUUCUUAUUGUCUGAAAAGACCCUUCAAUGUAUUGUUAUUUCUAGAAGCAUUAAGGUGAUCACUUAUUCAUCGCCCCCCGCCAAAGGAAAUGCCUCUCACACUCAAAAGAACAGAUAUUUGCAUAUUAUUUGCAUAUGUCACUAUAUCUGUAUGGAUGCGUAUUUAGAAACAAUGACUUUAACUGAAAUAAAAACAUGGUAAGUUUCACCAUACUGGAGAAGACUGAGACCUGGUGAGCUUGUGUGUCUGCUCAGUCUGUGGCCCAGUUGCUUAAUGUUGAUGGCAACUUCAAGGCCUUUAUCUUUAAACCCUUGUGUUUGAAGGGCUGUCCUCUCUAAAGGAUGCUCCCCAGCACCAGUGUUGUCCGCUUAUUUGGCUAUGUGCAAGUGGUUCUGAGAAGUUCAAGUGGUUCUGAAUAUAUUCACAGCACAGGCAAGAGUGUCCCUAAAUUAAAAAGUAGCACCCGUCCGUUCUUUCUUUCUGCUCUCUAGCAAAAAGGAGGAAGCGCCAGUGUUCUUUCAAAUUCCAGCAGAGCUGCACUUUUGUCAUUUCAGAGAAGUCGUUACGUUUAAUCACUUCCUGGAGGAAGCUGCUGAGAAGGAGCUUCGCGGCAAAGCCAGGCUCCAGCGUUUCAUUGAGAAUCUCCUGCAGCGGGUGGAUCUGGCAGAAAAGCAAUUGGAGUACUACCAGAAUCAGCAGAUCGUGGGCAGCUACAGCGAUGUCCAUGAAUAUGUGGUAGGCAAAAAAUGAGGGGGGUGUUCUUUCAUUAGACCUGAACAGGAAGUGGAACUGAUGGGAAUUGUAGUCCACAGCAUCUAGGGUACACCGGGGUGGGGUGGGGAGGCUGAUCCAAGCGCUAUUUCUAGUGGAGCAGGGGUUGCAGUGGCAAUUUCUGCUAUAUGGUUUGUUCAGUUUGGCAUCUGUCUCGAGAGACAGUGGAGUGUGCUUCUGGGGGUCAGACCUCUGCCCAGUUGACAAGAGCCCCCUCUCAGCUUUGCUGAUGUGGUCCAAAGGAAAACGAAGCUAUACUUUGGGCACCAGUUUGGCUGCAAGAGUUGUUGGAAAGAGGCGUACAAGGCACCAUCUUAGGGACUCCACUGCAGAUUGUGUAGGGUUUACUCCUUAGCCUUUGAAAGUACAUCUUUCAUCCUUGGGUUGCAAUUCAAGAUAGAGCUAUUGUUGCCUAUGUGUAUACGUUCAUCCCCUCUCUCCCCCACCAUCCCGUAAGAAGCAUCCUGCUGGAUCAGACCAAAUGCCUAAGUAGCUUAGCAUCAUGUUUUCCACAUUCAGGGCCGGCCCUGCCAUUAGGAAAAGUGGUGCCUCAGGCGGCAGAUGAUGUGGGAUUGACAGCAGCAAUGAGGUGUUGGUCUGCCCUGAAACCUUAAGCUAAGUCAGGUGUAUUCAGGUGGAGGAUGCUGUCCUGGUAUGAAGUAAGAUUAGACUACCAGGCGAAUCAGCUUUGGUACAUGGAAUGCAGGGAGGCACCGUCUUGUCUUUCACCUCAGGCGGCAAAAUACCUUGGUCUGCCCCUGCCCACAGUGGCCAACCAGAUGCCCUUGGGAAGCCCACAAACAGGACAUGAGGGCAGUAGCCCUCUCCAGUUCAUUAUCUGCAGCAACUGGCAUUCAGGGGCAUGUGCUGUGAACCUGAAGGGGGCAUACAGCCAUCAUGACUUGCAGACGUUGAUAGCUUUAUCCUCCAUGAAUUUGUCCAGCCGCCUUAGAAAGCCAUCUAAGCUCCCAUCAUGGUUUCUGGUUUAAAAAAAAGGUAAUGCUUCAAAUAUGAGAAAAGUCUGUUUAAUCAGAGACAACUGUGGGACUGCAUGUGUACCUGCAGGCAAUGAUAACUCUUAUCAUACCUCCAUUGAGUCUCUGAAAAAAUGUCAGUUCACAGCUCAAAUUCCUUCUUGAGCAUCAGACACACACACCCUUUUUUAUUAAAAAAAGGUAGCAGUAAACAAGCAUAAACAAGGAAACGUGAUAAUUGAGGGUGCACAUGCGUUCUGCUGGUAUAGUCACACGGCUGCAAAUGAGCCGUGACUGCUAAUUUGUUCAGGAGACGCAAAAUAGCAAAUGAAAAGCUUGUCAGAGGUAAAUGCCCUGAAAGCUGUUAUUGAAAUAAGAAAAGUGAUAUCUUUUAUUGGACUAGUUGUACAACACAUCUAUAAGGCAUGCCAGAAAAUUAAAAUUCAUGACCUUGUGGUAGGCAAAGGACUGGAUUAAACAGAGACUAUGGGUUAAAACUGUUUGUAGCUUCCUACUGGCCAUUCCCCCCCCCCAUCGCAACAUAUACCGUAUUUUUCACCCCAUAGGACACACCGGCCCAUAGGACGCACCUAGUUUUUUGGGGGGAAAUAAAGAAAAAAAUUUUUAUUUCCCCCCCAGGUGCGGGGCUGGGGCGGGGGAAGCCCGAGCUUCCCCCGACCCCAGCCCCCAGAACAGGCUGCUCUCCGCAAGCCGUGUGAGAGCUACACGAAGUCGGGCAGCUCUCCCACGGCUAGCGGAGGACUGCACGAAACCCGAAGCUUGGGGCGUGCUGAGCUCAGUGCGCCCCAAGCUUCUGGGUGCCGGCAAGCUCUCCGCUAGCCGUGGGAGAGCUGCGUCUCCCACGGCUAGCGGAUAGCUUCCUGAAGUCUGGAGAGCGAGAGGGGUCGGUGCGCACUGACCCCCCUCACUCGCCAGGCUUCAGCGAAAGCCUGCAUUUGCCCCAUAGGACGCACACACAUUUCCCCUUCAUUUUUGGAGGGGAAAAAGUGCAUCCUAUAGGGCGAAAAAUACGCUAAGCUUUGAGUACAGGCAGGUUGUGUGUGUUUAUUUGUGUGCUUGUGUGAGGGGGAGAAAGAGAAAGAGGGAGAAUUUCUUGGAAGGACAGAAAAUAGUCAGUCCCCACCAUUGUGAGAAUCCCAGUUUUUAUUUUUAUUUUUUUAAAAAGAGUUUCUAGUUCUUAUGGUUUCAAAUACAAGUUUGGAUAAACGUGGGUUAUGCCUGCACAGAAGUAGCUGAGAGAGAGUUCCAGAAAUCAAGAGUUUUCAGCUUCAGGCCCUAUAUAACUUUUUGACUCGGCCACCUGAAUAAGAAGACCCGGAUAGAUUAUGCAAAAUAGGAAAUAUCACAGAUGCAAAAUAACUAAUGUUUGCUCAUUUUGUAUAGUUGCAGUGCUUUCAUUCCUGGAAGCAAGCCCCACUGAACUUUAAGUAAAGAUUCAGGUUGCAAGACAAAAGCUGCAGAGUUCAGCCAGUCAGUGCAAAAUUUGAAUAGCAGAAUAUAAAUUUAUUAUUAUUAUUUUAACACAAAGCUACACACAUUCCUGAUUAUAGGCCUCUAUAUGAUGAUGUGCACAGGUUGGGGGACUGCUAGACCCAGGACUGAAGAGACUUGGGUUGUCUUUGCUGUUAGGAAGAUCUUGUUUGUUUUUUGCAUUUGUCUACUUAUCUAAGUCAGCAAAUAAAUGAAUAAAAACGAGCUAUUUCCAUAUGUCACGUCAAUCUGAAUAACGAGCGUGUAUGUUUUAGUUUACAGAUAUAUCAUCCAGCAAGAAACCCAGAUGCCUGUAUGUAUGUUAUUUCAUACUCUUAAUACAAAAUAUUUUGUACAAAUGUGUUGCUGUUAAAAUUGUGCAUCUCUUGUUCCUGGGCUCUCUCUGUUAAAUCUGACCCCUUUUCUUCGCCUCAGCAGCAGCCGAGGAAACCAACACGGUUACUAUAACACCCCUGAUGUGAAACCUCACUCUCUUCAGAAAGGACGGAUGCACUUGAAGAAAGCCAAGGAGGACAAAUCCUGCGCCCACCCAGUUAAAUUGUUUUAUGAACCUGUUGACUGCGCGAGGGACGUUUGGAGACCUCAGAAGAAAGGGGACGCCGUCGGUGCCUCCCGCAAGGUUAACGCGAAAUCAAAGAUCAGUAAAAAAAGCAAACAGCUCUACUAA
Molecule: messenger RNA, 9138 nt
Organism: Podarcis lilfordi (Lilford's wall lizard)
Lineage: Eukaryota; Metazoa; Chordata; Lepidosauria; Squamata; Lacertidae
Source: the annotation of a GenBank genome assembly